AUGGUUCGCUUCGCCUCUCUCGUGGCCGCCGCCUUGGCUGCUCAAGGUCUCCAGGCCGCCCCGACCAUUCACAGGGAUGAGCUCGGCCUGCGGGCCCGAACUGGUCUAGCUAGCAAGCAGGCUCAGGCCCCCCCAGGCUUUGAGCGCUUUGAUAAGCGGCAGGAUGCAGACCCGGCUGCUGAGGUGUCCUCGACCCCCCCGAUGGGAACAGAGCGCGCCAGCGGCAAGGUCCAGGGAGUGGAAGCUGUGUCGGAAACUGCGCAGAGUGAUGAACAGCUCGACUCUGGAGUGAAUGAGGAUGCAGAGGGAGAGGAAAAUAUGUCGGUAAUUGGGGCUGCAGCGUCAGAGCAAGACGCCGGAACUCCUGCCGCCUCCUCUCCUGCCGCCUCCACUCCUGUCGCCGCCUCUCCUGUCGCCGCCUCUCCUGUCGUCGCCUCUGCUGUCCACAACCCUCAGUUUAGCCCAGUUGGCACUGACGGUAUUAUGGGCUCUCCUGCCGCUGCCUCUCCUGCCGCCGCCUCUCCAGGCAACGGCAAACACAAUCUCAUGCCUAUUAGCCAGGGUGGCAACAAGGAAUUAAUGGGCUCUCCUGCCGUCGCCGGCCUUUCUGAUGCCGCCGGGGACCAAAAGACGGCUGAUGGCACAGCCAAGGCUGGUACUGUCAAGAAGAAUCGAAGCUGUGGCGGUGCCAAGCCUACUAUUGCUAACAAGAUAUUGGACGGAACCAAAGCUGGUGCUGUCAAGAAGGGUGGACAGUGCGACGCUGCUAAGUCUGCUCAAGCACCGGCAGCAAGCAAGGAAGCUGGACAGGCGCCUGGAGCGACGGGAGCAGACAUGUCCAGUGCAGAAGUCCUCGCCGAUGUCUUCGGCAACAGCAAAACCCUCGGCACCAGCAAACCCCUCGGCACCAGCGUCGGAGGCACCAUCGGCACCAACACCCAACCCGGGGGGCCACAGCUUGCAGGAAGACCAGCUCCGAGCAACGAGGACGCUGCCACGCCUGCCAAGGCAUCGGCUGGAGGCGAGGAAGCUGGAAAGGCGGAUGGAGCGGCGCGAACAAAUUCUCCGGGCCCUGCCGCUGAUGCGACUUUCAACUCCGAGCUCAAUGGGCCACAGCUUUCCGAAUCAACGGCUACAAGCGAUGAAACUGGAAAAGCGCCUGGAGCAACGGGGAUGGAAGUUGAGGAUCCUCUAGCUGAGGAUGCCAUCACUCCGAGUCGGAAAUAA
Molecule: messenger RNA, 1227 nt
Organism: Hirsutella rhossiliensis
Lineage: Eukaryota; Fungi; Ascomycota; Sordariomycetes; Hypocreales; Ophiocordycipitaceae
Exons: 3
Coding region: 1-1227 (408 amino acids)
Source: RefSeq, a predicted model, not a curated record